Lagopus leucura (white-tailed ptarmigan) is the source of this 2055-nucleotide messenger RNA. RefSeq names its product O-sialoglycoprotein endopeptidase like 1 (gene OSGEPL1). Gene Ontology annotation, biological process: tRNA threonylcarbamoyladenosine modification. The transcript has 7 exons. NCBI's taxonomy places the organism in Eukaryota, Metazoa, Chordata, Aves, Galliformes, Phasianidae. Gene Ontology annotation, cellular component: mitochondrion. The coding region runs from base 663 to 1916 and encodes 417 amino acids. The record is from RefSeq and is a predicted model, not a curated record.
CCCGUGAUGGCGGCCGGGGACGGCGGGAAGGCUGCGGUUACGGCUGCCAAAUUGCCCCAUGCUGAGUCCGCCCACGCUGUAGCUGUUAGUGCGCCGUGCACGGUUUGUAGGCUCUUAAAAACAGGCUGUGGGCAGCGAAAUAGCACGAGGAACACUCGAAGGUAAAGCUCAUCGCUGGCAGGAAUCGGGCUACGGAGGCAGCGACGCGAGGCUGCUCGGAUCGCGGUGCGAAGCGUUCCCUUCCUCGGGGCUGCGGUAGGCGGGGCAGAUCCCGAAGGCAUCGUCCUCAGGUAAAGCACAGCCACGGGUCCCCGCCUCCUCCAACAACAACGCCAGUUCUUGUUAAGCUCUUAAAAACCGCGGGGUAUUCCAGAAUAAUUCGUAGACUCGCUCAGGUUGGAAAACACCUUAAAGAUCAACGAGUCCAACCACGUCCUUACCAUAGCACUCUAGCUCUUACAACCCUCUGCUAAACCAUGUCCCCGAGCACCGCAUCCAAACGGUUUUCAAGCACAUCCAGGGAUGUUGACUCAACCUGGUGUAUUCUAUUUAUAAUCAGCUAAUUCACUUGAGUUCUGUAACAGUACGUACUUGGAAACCCCUCUGUGACGAUCAGUUGUACAGCUCCUUUCCAGACAUCACCACGAGACCAACUGCUGCCAAUGAGCGGCGCGGCCACGCGCCUCCUGCAGCCUGCGAGGCACGGCUCGGCUGCGUGGCUGAGCAGCAGCUCCACGCGCUGUGCGAGGCCCCCGAGACUUGUGCUGGGCAUCGAAACCAGCUGCGAUGACACGGGCGCGGCGGUGCUGGACGAGGCGGGCAGGGUGCUGGGAGAAGCGCUGCAGAGCCAAAAGGAGGUGCACCUGAAAGCAGGUGGAAUAAUUCCUCAUGUAGCACAACAGCUUCACAGAGAAAACAUCCAGCAAGUAGUAAAGGAAGCGCUUAGUGCCAGUGGAGUUUCUGUAGAUGAACUUGCUGCUAUUGCAACUACAGUGAAACCAGGACUUGCGCUGAGCCUGGAGGUGGGACUGCAGUACAGCUUACAGCUGGUGGACAGAUACCAGAAGCCUUUCAUACCCAUUCAUCACAUGGAGGCUCAUGCACUUACCAUCAGACUGACAGAGCAAGUGGAAUUUCCCUUCUUAGUUCUUUUACUCUCCGGAGGUCACUGCAUCUUGGCAGUAGCACGAGGAGUUUCAGAUUUCCUUCUGCUUGGACAGACCAUAGAUAUAGCACCAGGUGAUAUGCUGGAUAAGGUAGCAAGAAGGCUCUCUUUAAUAAAGCACCCAGAGUGCCACGGCAUGGCUGGGGGGAAGGCAAUAGAGCACCUAGCUCAAACUGGAGACUGGCAAAGGUACACAUUCAGACUUCCCAUGCAGCAGUAUCGUAACUGUCAUUUUUCUUUUUCUGGACUUCAGAGCCUUGUCAACAAAUCCAUUAUUCAGAAAGAAAAAGAAGAAGGUAUUCAAGAGGGUGAACUCCUAUCCUGCGUUAAGGACAUUGCUGCAGCUGUACAGCAUGUAGUGGCUGCUCAUAUUAUCCAGCGGACACACCGAGCCAUGCUUUUCUGCUUAAAAAAUAGCAUUUUACUACCAAGAACUGCAACUCUGGUCGUAUCAGGAGGGGUUGCAAGUAAUCAGUAUAUCAGAAAAGGCCUGCAAACUCUGGCAAGUGCAAAUGGUUUUGCUUUUCUGUCUCCUCCUCCAAGACUGUGCACCGAUAAUGGUGUUAUGAUUGCAUGGAAUGGCAUUGAAAGGUUGCACGCAGGAUGUGGUGUUUUGUACAGUACUGAUGGCAUCCGCUAUGAACCAAAAGCUCCCCUUGGAAUUGAUAUUUCAAGAAGAGUUGAAGAGGAUUCCAUCAAAGUGCCAAGACUAAAGAAGAUACAAUGGUCAGCAUGUGAAGCACAUAAGUAAUACAAUAAAUGCAGCUAAAACUUGUUCACUGCAACAGCACUGAGACAGUUUUCAUGUACUGACUUUAUGUGGCUUACAAGUGUUGAAGUAACAUCCACCAGAGAAAUAAAAACAUCUCCACGUAGUAGCUGUGCCAAUA